Molecule: messenger RNA, 510 nt
Organism: Cucurbita maxima (winter squash)
Lineage: Eukaryota; Viridiplantae; Streptophyta; Magnoliopsida; Cucurbitales; Cucurbitaceae
Exons: 3
Coding region: 45-353 (102 amino acids)
Source: RefSeq, a predicted model, not a curated record
CAAAUCCCUUUUCGCUAAAUGAAUCUAUAUAUAUUUGAGCGCAGAUGGGCGUAGUGCAUAUAAAUUCAGAUUUCAUGGCUGAUUCUUCUGCUGCUUACAUUCAUAUGGUGCAAUACUUGAUCGAGAACUGCUUGAUCUUCCACAUGAAUAAAAAGGAGUGCAUAGAAGCUCUUUCCAAAUACGCUAAUAUCAUCCCGAUAAUCACUGAAACUGUGUGGAAAGAAUUGGAGAAAGAAAACAGAGAGUUCUUUGAAGCUUAUUUAGAAUCUCGUAGCAGGAAUGAUAGAAUACUAGCUGAAAAAGAGACACGACAGUUGAUCCAACGGAUGAUGUCUAAACAUACUGACAAUUAGGUGAUGACUAGGUGACUGAUCCAUACACAUGCAUGCACCAAUUACCUUUAAACAUUUCACACGUAAUUCCCAUCAUUCUUAAAUAUUUCUUUUAUGUCAAACUGUGAAUGAAUUUUUUUUCAACUAAUUAUGUUGACUUUACAAUACGAUAACCAAA